UUUCAAUUUACUAGGAUCUAUAUGUACUUUGCUUUGUAUUGUAGGGGGGUUGGUCACUGUAGCUGGUUUUUUUUUUCUUUCUCAACUGCGUUUUUUGUUGUUUUUGGUGGAUGUUGAGGAGGGGCUUCGUAGAAGUGAUCUGUGUCCUGGUGUUUUGCUUUUGGGUAAUGUGCCCUGUAGACCGCAUCUGAUAAAUCCUGUAGUGUGUUCUGUUUUAUGGCUCGCUCUUUUAGAUGCGGUUAAAAGAGGUGUAUAUAUAUCAGAUAUGUGGAGACAGGAAUAAGAUCUAUGUUGCGAGGAUUAACUUCAUAAAUUAGAAAUUGAACUUUGGGCCACUUAGCGAGUCUGUGGGAGCUGUGGCUAUUUUUUAGGUAGGUUCUCUAUUUUUUGAGGAAUAUUGCUUCUUGGUGACGGGCAGUUCUGAUUAUCUAUAUUACUUGCUUGAUAUUACCUGUUAGUGGAUGCUGGUAUGAUAUUUAUUGACAUUUUGAUGCUUACAAUUUUUUUUGGUAAGCCAUCGUGAUCUGAUUGGUAAUAAGGGUUGUUAAAUGUGUGUGCAGUUGGUAAAUCCAUAAGGUCGUGGAAAAGUUUAGGCUAUGUUUCCUUAGCAGAGAUACAGUAUGCCAUAUAUGGGUUGUUUGUAGUAGGGCGUUAUAUUAUUGUCUAUGAAAGAAGUUAGGAAAUGCAUAUAUAGUUGGGUCAUAGUUAGAUUUGGAGAAUCGUUUAGGUGCUGCAAAUAUUUUGAACAAAUGAGAGUGUGUUUUACCAGUUUGUUUAAUUCAUAUGUUAGUGGCGUUAUGUUUCAUAGUUAGUAAGGCUUAUUGUGAGAGUAGGAUGUUUGGUGUGUUGUCGAAAAAAUUAAGUGAAUAGAGUGUGAUAAAGUUAGUCCUUGGUGGUUGCUUAGAAAGAAGGAUGUGAGCCGCAGUUAGUAGAGAAUGUUUAUUAGUGGCUAGGGUUUUCUGCAUUAAACUACAUUUUAUACUGUUACCAUAUUCGUUUUGUGUUGUCUGUUUUACGUUUCUUACGAGAAUUACUCUUGGUUUCUUUAAAGAGGCACUGGCGUGCACGAGAAGGUUACUAUUCUGUGUUUUUUGAGUGGUGUUCCUAUAAUACAAGAUCAUCAGAUUUUUUUAUUUGCAGUUUUUAGUUCGUUACUCUUCUGUUGUCGGUUUGUCAUAUGCAGGCUGGUAGGAUCUCAUUAUCCAAUUGAGCUUAUUAUGGAAAGGGGUCGGCGAUAUGAGUGUGACGAGAUUCAGGUCGUCACCGUGCCAGAGAUGUCUGCUAUGAACCCGCAUGUUGCAUCGGGCAAGAGAUUUUGGAGCAAGGAUUGUGAUUGAUGGUGUCCAGCCUAACAAAGGAUGGUGGUUCUUGUCAUGUGAUGAUUGUAAUUGUAAGGCGUAUGAGGAAGGAUCUGUCUAUAGGUGUAGGAGAGAAAGGUGUUCUUGCAAGAGUGCAAGCCCAAGGUUUUGUGUUCCCUGUGGUGGCGUCUGGAGACGGGGUUUCGGUAGAGAUGGUUUUCUUUGGUGAUGUGGCGCGGGAUUUAGUUGGCAGACCUGCUGAAGUCCUGGUUGCUGAGAACUGCUCACUGAUUUCUAAUGUGCCUGCAGAAAUAGCUUCUUUAACGGGGAGAAGCUAUGUUGUUGAUGUCAGUGUGUCUCGGUAUUCUUUUCGUACUGAAGAUAUCAGGUUCCAGGUUCUUAAGUUCUAUCCUCUGGGUAGUUCUGUGUUCGUUGGGCUGGAAGCUUCGCUCAUAGCUGCUAGAAAAGAACCUCAACAACUGGGUGAUUCCGGUCAAAGUUCUCCCUGCCACAAAAUAGGUUCUGGAAAUGUCGGGACUCAGGCAGUGUCUGGUGCUUCUGCUGAAGCAGUGCCUGGUGCUUCCGCUGAUGAUACAGUCUUGCGUACUCCGCCACCUCCAGCUACUGUGGAAACUCCAUCCGAGAAGCAUCCGGUUGACAUUGAGCAGUGUGAGGAUUUGGGUGGUGGUGAUUCAGGUUUUCCUCUGGGAAAUGCUUCUGAGAAGAAGUGUGUAUAACGAAGGGCUAUACAAGGCUAAGCCUGAUUCAGACAAGAUGAUAGCCUGGUUCAAAUAUGAUUUGCCAGCUAGAGAAAACCCCUUUGGGUUUAAGAUUAGGAAAACCUAUGG
Molecule: messenger RNA, 2146 nt
Organism: Lolium perenne
Lineage: Eukaryota; Viridiplantae; Streptophyta; Magnoliopsida; Poales; Poaceae
Source: RefSeq, a predicted model, not a curated record